UCCGCCAUUAAAAGUCAUGAAACGUUGCGCCAUCAGUGAAAGAAUAGCUUUGUUUUUCCUUGAAGACACGUGCUUAUGGUGACAACAAACGGUUUACAGUUUUGUACCAGCUAUUGUGUCGUUCUCUAGAGGCAUUUUCCGCAUUGGACUCCUCUUAUCUGUUCGUCGAUACCGCAUUUGUUGUUAGCUGCCGUGGGUGUGCGGUGGACCCGUGGUCGGCGCCCUUGCAAUCGUGGAAAGGAUUAGAAAUGUACGCCAAAGGGAAGGGAUCAGCCGUCCCUUCCGACGCACAAGCGAGAGAAAAGUUAGCGCUGUACGUUUAUGAAUACUUGUUACAUGUUGGAGCUCAGAAGGCAGCACAAACGUUUUUAUCAGAGAUCCGGUGGGAGAAGAACAUCACGCUGGGCGAGCCGCCCGGGUUCCUGCACUCCUGGUGGUGUGUAUUCUGGGACCUGUACUGCGCGGCACCGGAGCGGAGGGAAACGUGCGACCACUCAAGCGAAGCGAAGGCGUUCCACGACUAUGGUUUCGUGAACGCCGGCGGUUACGGUGUUAAUGGUAUCGGCCACAGCGCGGGCGCGGCGCCGUCGCCACUGGGUCAGAUGCCGCCCGGCGAGCUGCAGGGUGCCAUGCCUCCCGGUUUCUUCCCGAACUCCAACAUGCGGCCGUCGCCGCAGUCUCACCCGUCGUCACAGUCGUCACCGCACGCGCCGCCCGGCCAGCCGGUGCCGCACGGCACCAUGAUCGCGUCACAGUACAUGUCUCCUCGGUUUCCUGGCGGGCCCCGGCCGGGUGUGAGAAUGCCCGGCAACAUGGCGGAGUUUAACGGGCCGCCGGGCCAGCCGAUGAUGCCCUCCAGUAUGGACCCGACGCGGCCAGGCGGAGACGGCGAGUAUUUAGGUUGGCAAGGAGGUCCACCGGGUAUGGGACCUCGCAUGGUGGGCCCGCGGGGCCCGAUGGGCCCGGGCAUGGGUCCGAUGGGUCCGGGCAUGCAGGCGUACGGUCCGCCGGGCAUGCGGGGCCCGCCACCGAACGCGCUGGGGCCGGGCCCCGGCCAGGUGCCGAUGUCGAUGGCUGGUCCCGGCGCGCCCCACAGACCCCACUGGCCGCACGGCUCGUCGGUGCCGCCGGGGGUACCGCCCGGGCCCGGCACGCCCAUCAUGCCCAGCCCACAAGACCACGGCCCGGCCGGCGACCCCAUGUACGGCAUGAUGAAGCCCGUGCCCGGCGGCGCGCCCUCCAUGCACGGCGAGUACCCGAUGACGAGUAUGCCGGACGGUCCGCACCCGCCCGUGAUGAACGGCGAGAUGGACGGCAUGAAGAGCUCGCCGGCCAACGGGCCGGGCACGCCACGCGACGACGGCAACAACGGCGCCCUGCAGGAGUACAGCAUCGCCAACUACGCCGGACCGCCCGAGAGCAAUGACUCGAACGAGUCGGCGGCGAUACUCAAAAUCAAGGAGAGCAUGCAAGAGGAGGCCAAGCGGUUCGAGAAAGAGGGCGACCAACCCGACUACGGCGGCUUCAUGCAAUAGCCGGCCCGCGGCAGGCCCCAGACUGCAGUAUUGCCAGUCCGCCCGCCGGCCGCUGCCGCCGCCGCCGCCG
Molecule: messenger RNA, 1605 nt
Organism: Pollicipes pollicipes
Lineage: Eukaryota; Metazoa; Arthropoda; Thecostraca; Pollicipedomorpha; Pollicipedidae
Product: single-stranded DNA-binding protein 3-like
Biological process (GO): positive regulation of transcription by RNA polymerase II
Cellular component (GO): nucleus
Molecular function (GO): single-stranded DNA binding; protein binding
Source: RefSeq, a predicted model, not a curated record